GAGCCGGGCCGAGCCGAGCCGAGCCGAGCCGGACCGGGGGUAGAGCGGGGCCCGCAGGCGGGCAGAGAUGGCGUCGCAGCCGCCGCCGAAGCCAUGGGAGAGCCGGCGGCUGGCGGGAGGCGUGGCGCCGGCCUUCCAGUCUGCUGACUUGGGUGAUAACCUGCUGACCAGACCUGGACCACCCACAGUUGCCCGAAUACCUCCACCUAUUUUGCCAAGACCAUCACAGCAAACGGGCAGCAGUAGUCUGAACACUUUCAGGCCAGCAUAUAGUAGUUCUUUUUCUCCAGGCUAUGGUUCAUAUGGAACCUCUUUUUAUGGAAGCUAUAGUCCUUACAGUUAUGGAUAUGGUGGUUUGGGUUAUAACCGCUUUCGUGCAGAUGAUAUUCCUCCCAGCAGGUUUGUUCAGCAGGCUGAAGAAAGCAGCAGAGGUGCAUUUCAGUCCAUUGAAAGUAUUGUGCAUGCCUUUGCCUCGGUCAGCAUGAUGAUGGAUGCUACCUUUUCAGCUGUAUACAACAGUUUCAGAGCUGUGUUGGAUGUAGCCAAUCACUUCUCUCGCCUCAAAGUACACUUCACAAAGGUCUUUUCAGCUUUUGCUUUAGUGAGAACUAUAAAGUAUCUCUACCAACGCCUUCAGAGAUUACUAGGUCUGCGGAAGAGCUCUGAGAAUGAGGAUCUGUGGGCUGAAAGUGAGGGGACUGUGGCUCGUGUUGGCCUUGAAGACAAGGCGGCUAACUCUGCAAAAUCCUGGCCUAUUUUCUUGUUCUUUGCGGUUAUAAUGGGAGGUCCCUAUCUCAUUUGGAAACUGCUUUCUACUUACAGUGAUGAAGAAACAGUAUCUAGUAAUUGGGCGAGCGGAGAAGAUGACCAUGUAGUUGGAAGAGCAGAAUAUGACUUCAGUGCUCUCUCAGAAGAAGAAAUUUCUUUCCGUGCUGGUGACAUGCUAAAAUUAGCGCCCAAAGAACAACAACCCAAAAUCCGUGGCUGGCUUUUGGCUAGUUACGAUGGCCAAACAACAGGACUUGUGCCAGCUAAUUACAUCAAAAUCCUGGGCAAAAGAAGAGGUAGGAAAACAGUGGACCUGGAAAGGAUUACAGAGCAACGGCAAGCCUUUCCCAGCACAUCAGUUAGAGGAUCCACUGCUACUGUGACUUUAGAGGAGCAGGAAGCUGCUUUUGAUUCUGUUUUUGCUGGAAGUAAUAAAGUUCCUGUUGCAUCUGACUCCACCGUGGUUAGUGGAGAGAAGCAGGAACUCUAAUGCACUUUCAUCAACAAAGCAAGUGGACUGUGCUUUAUUGAUUAAAAUGUAAGGUUUGUUGAAAAUCUAUAUUGUAGUGGAACACUGAUGGGUCUGUACCAGUUACUGCUGCUGCUGACUGGUGAAGGGGUGGAGGAAUGAUUGCUCAAAUUAGUAGUAUUUAUUUUUGACUCACCUAAGGCUGUACAUUAGUGAUUCUACCCAAACCACCUGGCAACAGCUCUUAAGAUCUUGAGACAGGGAGAAUUGAAGCAUUUAUAACAAAGCAAAUAAACAGAAAAAGAGACUUUUGGCCUGUUCUUGUGAAGGAGACAAACUGUAGGUGAAAUCUGGAGAUUAACAUUCAGUCUUUAUUGGAAUGUUAGCUUGACAAGAGGCCUCUCCAAUAGAGGUGCAAAGGGAA
Molecule: messenger RNA, 1661 nt
Organism: Pezoporus occidentalis (night parrot)
Lineage: Eukaryota; Metazoa; Chordata; Aves; Psittaciformes; Psittacidae
Gene: PEX13
Product: peroxisomal biogenesis factor 13
Exons: 4
Coding region: 68-1258 (396 amino acids)
Biological process (GO): protein import into peroxisome matrix, docking
Cellular component (GO): peroxisomal membrane; peroxisome; peroxisomal importomer complex
Molecular function (GO): protein binding
Source: RefSeq, a predicted model, not a curated record